AUGAUUGUAACCCCCCGUUUCCAUUUGCUCAAACUGGGUGAUCAGAGUUGGUGUCCAGAAUGGUUACGCGAGUAUUCGCACCUUGCGCGCAUUCAGAUGUGGAAGACGCGAAUCCCCGGCACAAAGGGCUCACCCGCGCUGCAGGCCUGCGAUAUUCUGCUGCGCUAUCUGCCGGAUAUUGCUUCCUACACCAUGGUUGACUCUUGUGCGGGCGGCGGGGGCCCCAUCCCCAUUUUCGAGAGCACACUCAACGCUUGGCUUGCAGCCCGCCAUGAGCAGCCAGUGCGAUUCAUCCUGACAGACCCGUACCCGUCCUUGAGCAAGUGGGCCGCCCUGGCCCGCCAGAGCGCGAAUAUCUCCUAUAUUGCGCAGCCAGUUAACGCGACCCAGGCCCGCCGGCUGGCAGAGCCUGGCAAGAAGGAAUGCUGCCUGUUCAAUCUUUGUUUCCAUCACUUUGACAACCCAGCAGCGGCGAAGGUGCUGAGAAGUGCGAUCCAAUCCUCGGAUGCGUUUGUAAUCUUUGAAAUGACCCAUCGCACGGCCUCGGCCUUUCUGAACACCACUUUCAUCGUCUUAUCUCCUCUGCUGACGACGUUGUUGUGGUUCCGGGGCUCACCGCUCCACAUGUUUUUCACCUACAUCUUUCCCCUGGUGCAGUUGUUCUUCGUAGUUGACGGCUAUGUAUCGUGCAUCCGCGGUCGGACGCCGGAGGAGGUCACUGCACUGAUCCGCCAGCAAAAGGAUCUAGACAUAAGUGAUUGGGAUUUCAGCAGCGGCGAGGACAUGGUUCUGCCUCCGUUUGGGAAGAUGUACUGGUAUAUCGGGACCAGGAAGGAGGGGAUGUCCCAAAGAACAUCAUUAGGUGUGGAUUCUCAUCUCUGA
Messenger RNA from Aspergillus fumigatus Af293, 882 nucleotides. RefSeq lists its product as uncharacterized. Bases 1 to 882 code for a protein of 293 amino acids. The record is from RefSeq and is a predicted model, not a curated record. Lineage: Eukaryota; Fungi; Ascomycota; Eurotiomycetes; Eurotiales; Aspergillaceae. The transcript is spliced from 2 exons.